UUGAUUCGUAACGGAAGUUUACAGUUCAUACGACAUCGUUAUUGGAUUGAAUAGUUCAAUUUAACAGGUUACCUCCCUUGCAUGGUAUUAUUUUCCCGCCAAAAAUCUAGGAUGACUUCAUCUCCCUCGAAAGACACGUUUCCUCUGAUGGCCACCAACGUCAAACUGUGCCAGCUUUGUGGGCUCUGGGGUGACAUAGCCUACCGUUCCCAUGUCUGGAGAGCCGUUCUGUUCUCAUUUUGUUUGAUUUUUUGGUACCUGGUGCCAAGCUUCAUGUUCAUGAUCAGCGAAGAGCCGUCCUUCAUAGUGUUGAUGAAACCGAUUCUGGAGCUUUUUGCCAUCACGAUGUUUGUUCUUAGAAUUUCGAAUCACGUUUUGUGUCGGGAGACGCUGUAUGAGUGUUACCGUGACCUGCAGCAAGCCUAUGAUCAGUUUGCGGGGAAUCUGCAUGAAGAUGUCGGAAGUAUCGUGCGCCACGUCCGACGUUCGGCGGAAUUACUGACGAAAAUUUACUUUUCAAUGGUAUAUUUUCAAGCGGCAACUUAUGGCGUGGUACCAGCAAUCACUACAAUCGUUAGAUAUUCGUUCGGAAAUGAAGCAGUUGAACUGCCAUCUACCGUACUGGAAGCUGAUUUCGUCGUUUUCGAUCACAAGGCAAAUUUUUGGACCUGGCUGCCGACGAUGAUGACAUCGAUUGCCGUCCAGUACGGAAUGCUUACAUUUAUGUCGUCGAAUGAGUGUCUCUUCUGGAAUAUGUUGCAUCAUGUGUCCUGCUUGUACAAAAUAGUUUACCAGGAGAUUGGUCGUCUUAACGAGUACAAAAAUCCAGAUGAGUUCAAACGACAGCUUGCCAUCAUUGUUGAAGUCCACGAAGUGUGCUUCAGAACUUCUCGUCGAUUGGAAAGUGUGCUAAGCCCAGCGAUGGCUUUAUUGUAUUUUUCAUGCAUAUUUCAAACUUGUUACGUCAUGUUAGUCGUUAGUGUGAUCGAUGACCUAUUUUUGUUAGCCUCAAUGGCAUUUAUCCUGCAAUACACUGUAUUUUUGAUAUUUUCAUUUUCAAUGCUGGGAACCGAGUUGAUGGAUGCGAGUUCAUUAAUUUCCGAGGCCAUUUACAACACCAAAUGGUACGAAUGGGCUGCUCCCGAAAGGCGCCUAUUGCUGUUCAUGUUGAUGAGAUCCGACCGGGUGGUGGCCAUUAGUGCAGCAAAGUUUUUCCACCUCAACCGGGCGACAUUCGGAGUGGCCAUGAAGACAGCGUUUUCUUACUUUACUCUGAUGCAGCGGUUUAUCGGGGAAGAUCGAGACCAAGGUCAUUAAUGAGGGGAUGUUUCUUAUUCUUGCAAUGGAGUUUGAUGCUAUUAGUUAGCUAUGACAGAAAAUUGAGUAUCCAACCAACAUGUAAAUGGUGAGUAGUCUUGAGUAGCCUUGUUGAAUAUAAACCCGAAACUGACUACAAUAGCUUCACUGAA
This is a messenger RNA of Aedes aegypti (yellow fever mosquito), 1469 nucleotides long. RefSeq names its product odorant receptor 43a (gene Or26). The record is from RefSeq and is a predicted model, not a curated record. Gene Ontology annotation, biological process: sensory perception of smell; detection of chemical stimulus involved in sensory perception of smell. Bases 82 to 1317 code for a protein of 411 amino acids. Gene Ontology annotation, molecular function: odorant binding; olfactory receptor activity. The transcript is spliced from 6 exons. Gene Ontology annotation, cellular component: plasma membrane. NCBI's taxonomy places the organism in Eukaryota, Metazoa, Arthropoda, Insecta, Diptera, Culicidae.